AUGUCGUCGCGCCAGCCCAGGUUCAACCAGCAAGCCCUCAUCGACACCACCCCUCUACCCGACGACAUCCCCAAGGUCAAAGAGCUCGGAGCCAGUUCUGCGCCCCUCCUAAGUGCCUCGUUCUUCAUUGGCGCGCGAUGCAAGGCCUACAACGAUGAUUACAUGAUGUGCAAGACCGAGGCCAACGGCCGGGGAGAGUUCGACUGUAUGAAGGAGGGCCGUAAGGUCACCAGGUGUGCGGCUAGCGUUAUCAAGGACAUCAAUGAGAACUGCCUGGCAGAGUUCCGCACCCACUGGCAAUGCCUAGAGAACCACAACCAGCAACUCUGGAACUGCCGGUCAGAAGAGCGCAAGCUGAACAAGUGUGUGUUCGAAAAGCUGAAAUUGGAGAAGACGAUACCAGAUGCGCCCAAGGGUGAGACCCCAGUCCACCUGCGCACACGCAACAUCUUUGCGACUCAUUAAGCUUUGUACAUAUUUGCCGCCGGAAAGGACACCAAGGAUAAAUGAACGACAUCACCUGAAAUGUGUGACUAUGACAAAACACUGCAUGACUGUUUGUAUUGUG
This is a messenger RNA of Alternaria alternata, 568 nucleotides long. Its product is annotated as NADH-ubiquinone oxidoreductase 20.8 kDa subunit. The record is from RefSeq and is a predicted model, not a curated record. The transcript has 4 exons. Gene Ontology annotation, biological process: mitochondrial electron transport, NADH to ubiquinone. Lineage: Eukaryota; Fungi; Ascomycota; Dothideomycetes; Pleosporales; Pleosporaceae. The coding region runs from base 1 to 465 and encodes 154 amino acids.